This is a messenger RNA of Aureobasidium melanogenum CBS 110374, 1275 nucleotides long. RefSeq names its product galactose oxidase. The transcript has 3 exons. NCBI's taxonomy places the organism in Eukaryota, Fungi, Ascomycota, Dothideomycetes, Dothideales, Saccotheciaceae. Bases 1 to 1275 code for a protein of 424 amino acids. Gene Ontology annotation, molecular function: protein binding. The record is from RefSeq and is a predicted model, not a curated record.
AUGGCAGAAGCAGCAGGAGUCUUAUAUGCAGUCGAGCACCUGGUCGAAGGUGGUCUCGCGCUGGCCAAAGGCAUUUACGAUCCAACUCUACCACUCAAAGCAACCAUCAAACCUGUCACUGAUGUGAAUCUACCACGAGUACAUCAUAGCAUCUCUGAGGUCAAAGGGAGGGCAUAUGUCUUUGGAGGAAAGACUAAUGAUGAUGAGCUAGCUGAUAAUGCCAUGCACAUGAUCAUUCUCCCGUCCUCAGGUAUAGAAAGCACAGAUUACCAACGUCUUGAACCAACAUCUGCAUCCCCUCCUGCAAGAUACGGUCACAGCACAGCAGUCAUAGACGACCAAAUCUACAUCUUUGGCGGCUCGGACGCGAAUGGACUUCUCAAUGAGAACGGCAGAGUAUGGGUCUUCAACACAGACACAAAUUCAUGGUCAAGCUUGGAUCCUGCUGAGGGAGAUGUACCAACGCCGAGGACUUUUGCAGCUGCUUCUGCUAGUGCUCAGCCUCAACCUGAGCAUCAGAGGACGGAUGAGGAUGUGGCUCCACAGUUGCCUCCUGAUCCGGCGAAGAUGGUGCCUGAACCUUUGGCUCCAAGCACGUAUGGCACUUUCGUUGUGUUCGGAGGUAUUGUUGAAGAUGAAGACAGAGCCACCGCAGAACUCUGGACCUUCGACAUCGCCUCAAGAACAUGGUCACAAUUACCCUCACCUCCAGCAACCCACAUCGCAGACACAAGUCCCAGCAUAACCUUCCACUCCAACCGCCUCUACUUGGUCUGCAGAGCCUCAACACACUACCUCGACCUCUCCUUCACAUCUCCCUCCUACAAAGAUUCUCAAACCACAGGUCCUGCCCCACUAAGCCCUUGGUGCUACCUUCCAUCCGAUAAACCCGCUCUUCCACCUACUCGCGAGGGCUCGGCAGCUUUAAUCCCCAUAACCACAGGACAAGGUCGUAAUUACCUUCUUCACAUCACACCCGCCAUCCUCUCAAGUUUGCAACUCAGCUCGUCAGCAACCACGGCAGCGAGUCUCAAAGAUCGCGCUCGCGAUGCCAUUAGUAAGAAAAAUGCAACAAAUGAAUGGGCGGAGGUGCGCUACUUUACUGCUGAAGGCGUUAUGAUACAAGAAGCACAACCCAACAGGGGUAUAGGCGGAAGAACUGGUUUCAGCGCCUCCAAAGUCCAGGAAAUUGAUGGUGGGUGUGUUUUUGUGUGGGGAGGUGUUGUUGAUGGCAAGGUUAGAGGUGAUGGGUUGAUGAUUGAGGUUGAGAAGUGA